AUGCUAACUACAGCGAAUUCUCCAGGAUCUGGCAAGACGACCUUUAUGCAGCGUAUAAACUCCUAUCUCCACUCUAAACACAAGACCCCCUACGUCCUCAACCUCGACCCAGCCGUACACUCCGUCCCCUUCGAAAGCAACAUUGACAUCCGGGACUCAAUAAACUAUAAAGAAGUCAUGAAGCAGUACAAUCUAGGCCCCAACGGCGGCAUCCUCACUUCGCUCAACCUCUUCGCCACCAAAAUCGACCAGGUAAUAUCGAUACUAGAGAAACGCACGCUUCCGCCUUCGGAUUCUGAACAGCCGAGCCAGACACCGCCACAGAGACUCAUUGAACAUAUUCUCGUCGACACGCCGGGACAAAUAGAGGUAUUUGUGUGGAGCGCGUCGGGGAGUAUUUUACUGGAAACGCUGGCUUCUUCGUUCCCGACUGUUAUUGCAUAUGUGAUCGAUACCCCACGGACGAGUGCGACAAGUACCUUCAUGAGCAAUAUGCUAUACGCAUGCAGUAUUCUGUACAAGACGAAAUUACCUAUGGUUUUGGUAUUCAAUAAGACGGAUGUGAAAGAUGCGGAGUUUGCGAAGGAGUGGAUGACGGAUUUCGAAGCAUUUCAGGCUGCGCUACGUCAGGAAGAGGAGGCUGGCGCGUUUGGCGGUGUGGAAGGAGGUGGGGUAGUAGGAAUGGGAGGGGGAAGUGGCUAUAUGGGCUCUUUUUUGAAUAGUAUGAGUCUAAUGCUGGAGGAAUUUUAUCGGCAUUUGAGUCUGGUCGGGGUCAGUUCUAUGACAGGAGAUGGGAUCGACGAGUUCUUCGAGGCGGUGGAGGAAAAGCGGAAGGAAUUUGAGAGGGAUUAUAAGCCUGAGUUGGAGAAGAAAAUGAAAGAGAGGCAGGAGGCGAAGGAGGCGAGGAGGGAGGUUGAACUGGGGAAGUUGCUUAAGGAUAUGAAUGUCUCUGGUUCUAGUCGCCCUGAUGGUGCGGGCGGGUCAAUGAAAAACGAGGAGCCGGAUACUGUUUCUGAAGCGGAAGAAGAAGAGGAUCCGGAUGAAUAUGAAGACGUGAAGCCUGGUAACGGUGACAUGGGUCUCGGAGAUGAUGGUGGCCUUGAGGAGAGAUAUAAGCAUGCGCUGGAAGAGUCUGCACCAAGGCCCUCAAACCAGGAGCAAGAUGUUGCAAGAUAUCUACGGUCAAGCAAUAUUGGGUAA
This is a messenger RNA of Paracoccidioides lutzii Pb01, 1200 nucleotides long. RefSeq names its product XPA-binding protein. The transcript has a single exon. Gene Ontology annotation, molecular function: GTPase activity. The coding region runs from base 1 to 1200 and encodes 399 amino acids. The record is from RefSeq and is a predicted model, not a curated record.